CGUGUACUUGCAUUUAUUCCUUAGUGCGUAUUGCGUCAUAUUCAAAUAAAAAUAGAUUUGUCCAAACUUUAUUCUAAUAAUAGUUGCGUAUUUUCUAUCCAAGUAAAUACCUAUCCGCUUUUAACAGAUAAUUUAAUCGACAACGCAUUACGUUAAUUUCGGGUUUUUUAAAUAUUUCGCCAUUAUCCAAAUGAUUCAUAUUAACCAUCAAUUAAUUAAGGGAGUCCACUAUAGCGCAAGGUCGACGCAGUGAAAUCCUACAGAACAAGGUUAUAUAUUUAAAAUCGUGUUAUUUACCAAACAUUAGCUCGGUCGUAAAGGUUUUUUUCGCACCGUUCGUAAUCGUUCAAUGAAAUCAAACGUAUAAACAUCAAAUUUUGCUCUGUCAUUCAUCUUAUCAUGAAUUAUUUGUAAAUUUCUAGUUACUUAUCAGAUUUGGUUUUAAAUAUUCACUCGUUUCGUUACAAAAAUUUCGUAGUGCGCGUUUCCAAUGUAAUGUCAGCUGGGCAGCUAGUUUAAUGAUUUGUGGAAGAAAUGGAAGGGAAUACGGACUCUGAAAAUUUGGCUGACGGGGGUAAAAAUCGUAGGGAUGGAUAUUGGACUAAAUUUUCCGAAAGCAAACUCAUACAAGUGGAAAGGAAAAUUUUAAACGUGCUGAAAACAGCUUACAGGACGUGGUUUGUAAAAAUAGGUCCAACAGUAGGUAAAAAUGAUAAAGUAUGGACAAUAGCAUUAAAUGAGGAAUCGAAAAAUACUCCAAUAGUAUUACUUCAUGGAUUUGCAGCUGGUUUAUGUUUUUGGAUAUUAAAUUUCGACGCCAUAGCCAAAAAUAGACCUGUAUACGCCAUAGAUUUAUUAGGUUUCGGAAGAUCGUCUCGACCAAAAUUCAGCGCCAAUAGCCUGGAAGCCGAGCAGCAAAUGGUAGAAUCCUUGGAAGCAUGGCGAAAACAAAUGAAAUUAGAAAAAUUCAUACUAUUAGGACACAGUUUCGGCGGCUAUUUAGCCACGAGCUAUGCCAUAAACUACCCAGACAGGGUGAAACAUUUAAUUUUAGCAGACCCGUGGGGGUUUCAAGAAAGGCCGCCUAAAUUGGAGGUGCCAUUGUGGUUCAAAUUCAUGAGCGUUGUGAUCUAUCCAUUUACGUGGUUCAAUCCGUUGGCGUCGGUUAGAGCUGCAGGACCAAUCGGACCUUGGCUUAUUAGCAGAGUAAGAAAUGACAUUUCCGUCAAAUAUAGUUCUGCUGUGGAAGAUACGGACAUUAUUACAGAAUAUAUUUAUCAUUGUAAUUCACAGAAACCUUCUGGUGAAUCAGCCUUUCAUUCUAUGCUACAGGGAUUGGGGUGGGCAAAAAAUCCUAUGAUACUAAGGUACCAUACUUUAGAUAAAAAUGUACCGAUUACAAUCAUAUAUGGAGAAAAAUCGUGGAUUAGAAAAACACCAGAAGAAGUUUUAAAGGAUCAAAGACCUAAUUCGUAUGUAAAAGUAGAGAUUAUCCCCAACGCCGGUCACCACAUCAACGCCGAUCAACCAGUAUUAUUCAACGACGCAGUAACGAAAGUCUGCGAUAUCAGCGAUAGCAACGAUAGUCCAAAAAUUUUCGACGAUAAACAUACAAAAGAUAUCGAUUGGGAUCAACGUAUUGAACAUAUCCUAGACGAAGAUGAUUUUAGCGGAAUGCAAAUUAUUAACACGCGACUUUAACAGAAAAUAAGAAAAUAGUCGCGGGGUAAUUAUUAAAAUUUGAAAAUGGUGGAAAUGUAGAUAUAAUUUAGUACUAUUUUAUCAGGUCUAUUUUGGGACUUGAUAAUGGCCUUAAGUUGUCAUAAAACUUGAUCUAGAAUCUAGAAAAGGGAAAAAUGAAAUUAAAAGAUUAAGAAGAUAACGUGUUGUGAGAAUGACCUUCACUAAUUUUACAAAAUCGCCUUAUGAUAGUUGCAAAAUAGAAGUACACAAAUAAAUAAUGCCUAUUUUGGGAUUUGAUAAUGGUCUUAUGUUGGCAUUCAACUUGAUUUAAAAUCUAGAAAAGCGGAAAAUUAGAUGGAUGGAAAGGAAGUCCCAAAUUCUACAAAAUCGCCCUAUGAUUCUUGCAAAAUAGCAGUACACAAACAAAAAGUAGAAGUUCCAUCAACCAGCAAUAAAAUUCUUAUGCCACUACGUAUGCAAGAAUGAUUUAUUCAGCUUUGAGAAAAAACAACUAAUCCCAAUUUUGCCAAUUUGUUUUGCUUUUUACUUUUUUGCAGCUACCUAUCUCUUUAUGUAAACGACAUUGCCUUAAUUUAGUUGAAAAUCACGCAUUGAAGUUGUAGUGAUAGAAACGAAACACUGCAGAUUUUAUUUUGUGAAUUUGUUAAGGGUUUAAAUAAAAUGAGAGCAUUUACAGAUAAUCUUGAACAUUCAAAAGACCUGCUUGUGAUUUAUAUGGUCAAUUUUGUUUCGUUUCAGACUUUUAAUUAUCUAAAAUUGUUUUUUGCUAUGACUCCUUAAUUUUAAUGAAAUGUUUGAGUUUUCUGCAGUGCUGACAAGAUAAAACUUUCGGUCCCAUUUUGUUAACGUUUGCGUGCAGGGCUGUUGAGAGCCAUGGCAGCUGCCUGUGCCCUGGGGAUUUUACUUCCCUUGCCCUUGCCAACCCCUCUCGACGGGCCUGUUCGCAUGUGCAGAAGAGGGAAAAAUGCAUGGUAUCGACGUUGCCAGUGACCAGAUGGUAGCUCUCACUAUCAAUUAACGACUCUACAUUGAUACUGCUUCCUUUCUUUUCCUUACAUGUCUGAACGUCAUUAUUUACUAAUCAAACCAGCAAAGCAGGGUCUCUUUAUUGUGUUUGUCAAUAUUUAAAUGUACA
Psylliodes chrysocephalus is the source of this 2839-nucleotide messenger RNA. Lineage: Eukaryota; Metazoa; Arthropoda; Insecta; Coleoptera; Chrysomelidae. The record is from the annotation of a GenBank genome assembly.